Messenger RNA from Solanum tuberosum (potato), 372 nucleotides. RefSeq names its product ras-related protein RABA4d-like. NCBI's taxonomy places the organism in Eukaryota, Viridiplantae, Streptophyta, Magnoliopsida, Solanales, Solanaceae. The annotation marks the transcript as partial. The record is from RefSeq and is a predicted model, not a curated record. The transcript has a single exon. Gene Ontology annotation, molecular function: GTP binding; GTPase activity.
AUGAAUCAUCUCUCAUUUCUCUCUCAGCUCUAUAGAGCAGUAACAAGCACAUAUUAUCAAGGUGCAGUUGGCGCAAUCCUAGUCUAUGACUUACCAAAACGCCAAUCAUUUGAUCAUAUGGCUAGAUGGCUGGAGGAACUAAGAGGUCAUGUGGACAAGAACAUAGUUAUUAGGCUCAUCGUGAACAAAUGUGAUCUAGGAAGUCUUCGAGCUGUACUAGUUGAAGAUGCUCAAGAAUUCGCAAGGGAAAAUCUCUUCUUUAUGGAACCAUCAGCUCUUCAUUCCACAAACGUCACGGGAGCAUUCAUGACAGUUUUAACAGAAAUUUAUAAAAUCAUUAGCAAGAAUACGCUUAAUUCUUGUUUGACAAAC